CGGAAUCCCCAAAUAGUCUGCAUCUUAAAGUCUCCAUCGUUUUGGCUGCUCCAAGAGAUGGCCAUUUAUGCCGAUUGUAAAUGCUGGCGUCCAUUCAAGCAUCCCCGAAGCCCUAUAAAAGGCUGGGUACCUCCGUGAGUCUGCAUCGCGGUUUCUUCUUUGCUUCCUGUUGUCUACUACUUGUCGUGGAGAGUUGUUCCAGUGAGUCCUGCCAGAGCCCGCCGCCGUGGUUGCAGUCUCCGGGCUGGCCGUCAUAUCCUGCGAGGUCAGUCGUCGUAGCCUGUUGCAACCGGAACAGGGCGCGUCUGCCUUCAGGACAGCGCCUCCGGCGUGCUUUGACCGUUGUCUCUGUUUCCAGAUCUGUUCUUCGUCGACUUUCUGAAAACGACGUCGACGCGUUCAGCGGGUUUUGGACAAAGAGAGAAACCAUGUCGUCGGCAACGAGGAAGGUGAUCUUGAAGGCCUCCGACGACGUUGUCUUUGAGAUCGACGAAGCGGUGGCCUUCCAGUCGGUGGUAAUUAAGUUCGCAAUCGAGGAUUGCCACGAUAAUUACAUCCGGUUGCCCAACGUCACGAGCAAGAUUUUGGAGAAGGUGAUCGAUUAUUGCAAGAGGCACCUCGAGGCUGAAGAGUCUCCUUAUCAGCAGGCCCGGGACGACCUCGAGGCUUUUGAUGCUGAAUUUGUCAAAGUAGAUCAGGCCACGCUGUUUGAUCUCAUUCAGUGUGCCAAGGGGUCUGAUCCUCUAGAAAUGAAGCAUUUUGACUUUUGGGGUUUCAAACGAGAGAGAAGCAUGUCAUUGUCGCCAUCGUUGUUGAGGAGGAAGGUGACAUUGAAGAGCUCCAACAGCAUUAUCUUUGAGAUUGAUGAAGCAGUGGCCUUCAAGUUGCAGAUGAUUAAGUUCGCAAUUUAGGUUUGCGAUGACAAUGUCAUUCAAUUGCCCAACAUGAUGAGCAAGAUUUUGGAGAAGCUGGUUGAGUAUUGCAAGAGGCACGUCAAGGAUGAACAGUCUUCUCCAUACAAACAGACCCAAGAGGACCUCAAGACUUUCGAUUUCCAAUUUGUCAAAGUUGAUCACAGCACUCUGUUUGAUCUCAUUCACAUAUGAGAUCCCCAUGCCUCGUUCUUGCGAAUCAAUUAUUAUCAGUUACCCAAAAACAAAAACUUGCGCAUAUCUUGAUUUCUCCCUAAAACAACAUGAGUUGUAAUAGCCUUUAUUAAGGUUAUUGAUGCACACCACAGGUUUACUAUAGAAUAUUCGAAUGUUGAACUCAUCUGAACUAAAUUGGUUAUUGACAGUCUUCAAUUCACACGACACAGCGACCAUUAACACAGGAAAAUGGAAUUAAACUUCAAAAACUGGAAACUGAUGGAUCAAUAAUACUAAUUUUGUAUGUUUUGUUUCUCUGAUCCAUCUUUGUGUUAUGUAGAAAUUACAGAUGAUGAUAUGCUUUGAUAGCCAUUUUAAAACAUAGGAGAUGAACGUAAUGUUUUUGAUCUAAAAUUGCUGCAAGAUGAUUGUUGCAGACCACACUUACCAGAGAUGUGAAUGUUGCUCAAAACAAACGUUCUUGAAUCGUCAAUUGUAGGAACAUGGUGUUCAUAUAUUUGGAAUGUCCUCUUUCUAUUAAUUGAAUAGAGCUGGGAACCAGCCAAACCUUUUGCUAGAAUUGGGAUUAUUGGUAGUUCUCUUCCUUUUUAGAGGCAAGUGAUUAACGGGGAAUGGCAACCUAUUGGAAAGGGAGGCAAUAGUGACGAAGUUUCAGGACCCGCUCUUGUAUCCGUUAUUUGUUCAAUCUCAUUUGCCUUUCCAAUGCAUUAUUUUGUCGUACUUUUAGUCUUUAUGAGUCCUUUCUUUGAAGGAUUUUACCAAACAAGGACUUGUAUUGAGCUCCAUUAGCAUAAUUUGUUGGAACGUUUUUACUUGAAUUAUGUGCUGGUCUAAUGACCAAUGGAUGAUUAUUUUUUCUAAUCGUUACGGAUUAGUAGGGGCAUGCAUAUAGCUCAUAUAUCUUUUCCAUUACCUGUUGUCAGCUUUUUGAAUAUUUAUUUUUGGAUAUGACCAUGAAUAGAAAUAGCUGAAGAUCUGGAAUUCAUAUAUUCAACCCCCGCUUAAUGGGAUUAAGUUUAUGACUGUUGCAUUCUGAAUAUCUGUUUUUCUUCUGAUUUCUAUCUUCUUGGGGCAAAACCUGCAUCUUGUUUUCAGAAUUUUUGGUUUUGAUUGUAAUGUUCCCUUGUACUUGUGUAAUAGUUUUCUGAUAAUUUCUUCCUAGCUGCCAUUCAGAAUGUUUUAUUUGUAAUCAUAUGAGCGUGUAACAUGUUCUGUAAGAUAGUUAGGGGCAUAGCUAAAAGAAGUGGGAGGGUAAUUUCUCAUUUCAAAGAAAUAUUAAUGGUUUUACCAAUCUGAAUAUAGCAUCAUGAAUUCAUCAUUUCAUGCCCCAUACAUUCUUCCAAUCCCAGUCUCGUUUUGGGUU
Molecule: messenger RNA, 2472 nt
Organism: Diospyros lotus (date-plum)
Lineage: Eukaryota; Viridiplantae; Streptophyta; Magnoliopsida; Ericales; Ebenaceae
Product: SKP1-like protein 1A
Exons: 3
Coding region: 81-911 (276 amino acids)
Biological process (GO): SCF-dependent proteasomal ubiquitin-dependent protein catabolic process
Cellular component (GO): nucleus; cytoplasm
Molecular function (GO): cullin family protein binding
Source: RefSeq, a predicted model, not a curated record